UAUGACUGAAUAUGGUUGUACUUGCAAUCAAAUUAAAAAUUAAUAUUCAUGCAUGCUAAACAUAGAAUGUCAAUGGAAGUUCAAUAAUUGUGAAACAAAAAGUUGUACAUAAUUAUAUUAUCACUCUAAUUGUCGCUUAAAUUAGAAUUGCUAUUAUAAUUAUAUGAAUUAAAGUUGCGAAGAGUUAAUUGAUUGCAGUUUAUUAAAUGCUACAUCAGACAAUGAGUGUAGAGAAUAAUCAAUAUAUUGUGGACUCUAUAAUCCUACAUCAAAGCAAUGUUAUAAAUUAGAGUACAAGGAAUGUAAUUUAUAUACAACUUAGUCAGAAUGUAAAUAUUUUAAUGAAGGUUAAUAUUGUUUAUGGAUCAAUGAAUAGUGCUAAAACUUUGAUUGCACUUUAAUAAAAUCCCAAUAGAAAUGUCAUGGAUUUUUUGAAUCAUGUUAUUGGGAAAUUGAUAAUUAAAAAUGUAUUCAAACUAAAUGUGAUCAUAAAUCUAUUUCUGAAUGUUCUUUUAUUUUUUAAAGACAAAAGACUUAUAAUAUUUUAUAAGCCUGUCAAAUUGACUACUCAAAAGUUCCAGCUACUUGUAAGAAUGCUUCUAUAUCUGAAUUAUCACCUAUUGCAUGCACCUUAAAUUCAAAGUUCUUUGCAACAUGGAGUGACGAAAGUUUUGAUAGGGGAUUUUGCUAAUUAUGUAAUGAUGACUAAAUAGUUAAUAUCCUAGUCAUAGCCUUAUUAAUUAUUAUUAAAUGA
Molecule: messenger RNA, 754 nt
Organism: Paramecium pentaurelia
Lineage: Eukaryota; Ciliophora; Oligohymenophorea; Peniculida; Parameciidae
Source: the annotation of a GenBank genome assembly